CGGGGCUGGCGCGGACGUGGUUGGUGGCGCCGGGCACUGGAGGGGCCAUGGAUGGGCUCGGCCGCCGCCUCCGAGCCAGCCUGAGACUGAAGCGCGGCCAGCGGGGACAAUCUCAGAACAAUCCUGAGGAAGCUGCCACAGAAGCGGAAAGGAUCCAGGAGCAUUCUCUGUCCAGCUUUGCUGGAGGCCAGCACUUCUUUGAAUAUCUUCUUGUUGUUUCUUUAAAGAAAAAGCGUUUAGGGGAUGACUAUGAACCCACGAUCACCUACCAGUUUCCCAAGAGGGAGAACCUGCUCCGAGGGCAGCAGGAAGAGGAGGAACGGCUGCUCAGUGCCAUCCCCUUAUUCUGCUUCCCUGAUGGGAAUGAGUGGGCACCACUCACAGAGUAUCCCAGGGAGACCUUCUCAUUCGUCCUGACCAAUGUGGAUGGGAGCAGGAAGAUCGGAUACUGCAGGCGCCUCCUGCCUGCCGGUCCUGGUCCUCGCCUUCCCAAAGUAUACUGCAUCAUCAGCUGCAUCGGCUGCUUCGGCUUGUUCUCCAAGAUACUAGAUGAAGUAGAGAAGAGGCAUCAGAUCUCCAUGGCUGUCAUCUACCCAUUCAUGCAAGGGCUCAGAGAGGCGGCCUUUCCUGCACCUGGAAAGACAGUUACCCUUAAGAGCUUCAUUCCUGACUCGGGCACGGAGUUCAUCUCACUGACACGGCCCCUAGACUCCCACCUUGAACAUGUGGACUUCAGUGUUCUGCUGCAAUGUCUCAAUUUUGAGCAGAUUAUUCAGAUCUUUGCCUCUGCAGUGCUAGAAAGAAAAAUCAUCUUUUUGGCAGAAGGUCUCAGUACCCUGUCUCAGUGUAUCCAUGCUGCAGCUGCUUUGCUUUACCCAUUUAGUUGGGCACACACAUAUAUCCCUGUGGUCCCUGAGAGCCUUCUGGCCACUGUCUGCUGCCCUACCCCCUUCAUGGUUGGGGUACAGAUGCGCUUCCAGCAGGAGGUUAUGGACAGUCCCAUGGAAGAGGUCCUGUUAGUGAAUCUUUGUGAAAAAACCUUCUUAUUAUCGGUUGGUGAUGAGAAAGACAUCCUACCACCAAAACUUCAGGAUGACAUCUUGGACUCUCUUGGUCAAGGGAUAAAUGAGUUAAAGACUUCAGAACAAAUCAAUGAGCAUGUUUCAGGCCCUUUUGUACAAUUCUUUGUCAAGACCGUGGGCCACUAUGCCUCCUAUAUAAAACGGGAAGCCAGUGGACAAGGCCAUUUCCAAGAACGAUCCUUCUGUAAGGCUAUUACCUCCAAGACCAAGCGCCGAUUUGUGAAGAAGUUUGUAAAGACACAACUUUUCUCUCUAUUCAUCCAGGAAGCAGAGAAGAGCAGGAAUCCUCCUGCAGGUACAUAUAGAGCCCACUAA
Molecule: messenger RNA, 1397 nt
Organism: Arvicanthis niloticus (Nile rat)
Lineage: Eukaryota; Metazoa; Chordata; Mammalia; Rodentia; Muridae
Gene: Dennd2d
Product: DENN domain containing 2D
Cellular component (GO): nucleoplasm; cytosol
Source: RefSeq, a predicted model, not a curated record